AUGUCUUUCGGAAAGCUAUACACACGUGAUGGAAACCCACGCUCUAUUGCUAUCCGUGCGGUUGCACAAGCGAACAAGCUUGACAUAGAAGAAGUUGAAGAGGACAUAAGAAAAGGGCCACUCUCAACAGAGUACCUGAAGAUCAACAAGCUUGGAAGAAUCCCUUCGUUUGUGGGUGCAGACGGCUACGAGUUGACGGAAUGUAUUGCGAUCGCGAUCUACAUCACAUCUCAGAACGAAAAGACUUCUUUACUUGGAAAAACUAAGCAAGAUUAUGCCUCAAUCGUGCGCUGGAUGUCGCUCGCCAACUCUGAAAUCCUCCCUUGUGUUGGAGCCUAUUUUCGUCCAAUCCUGGGCCAGGAUCCCUAUAACAAAAGAAAUGUCGACGAGGCCCUCAAAAGCACCAACAAAAUCGCCAAAGUCCUGGACGAGCAUCUUCUCGUUCACACCUUCCUUGUCGGUGAGCGCAUCACCUUAGCUGACCUGUUCACGGCCGGCAUUCUUAGCCGCGGCUAUCAAUAUAUCUUUGAUAAGCAGUGGCGCGAGGACCACCCAAAUGUAACUCGAUGGUACGAUACUGUGAAGAAUCAGCCGAUGUAUUCCAGCGUAGCGCCUAAGAUUGACUACAUUGACGAGGCACUCAAGAAUCAAGCCCCGAAGAAAGACAAAGAGGAAAAGCCAAAGCAGGAGAAGGCGCCUAAGGCUGCAGCUGCACCAAAGCCAAAGGCCAAAGAGGUUGACGAAGAGGAAGAGGAGGAGGAGGAGGCGAAACCUGCACCCAAGCCCAAACACCCUCUUGAAGCGCUACCCAAGCCAACCUUAGUCCUUGAUGACUGGAAGCGGACGUAUUCAAAUGAAGAAACUCCGGUUGCUUUGAAGUGGUUCUGGGAGAAUUACAACCCAGAGGAAUACUCGCUUUGGAAAGUGGACUAUAAAUAUAACGAGGAGCUGACGCAGACGUUCAUGACCAGCAACCUUAUCGGUGGUUUCUUCGCUCGUCUCGAAGCUUCACGCAAGUACAUUUUUGGAUGUGCCUCAGUCUAUGGAAAGUCAAAUGACAGCGUCAUUCAAGGCGCUUUCGUGAUCCGCGGCCAGGAAGCUCUGCCAGCUUUCGAUGUAGCACCCGAUUACGAGAGCUAUGACUUUACAAAAUUGGACUCCAGCAAAUCCGAGGAGAAGUCGUUCCUGGAAAAUAUGUGGUUAUGGGAAGACGGAGUGAAAGUGAAUGGAAAGGAAUACCCUUGGGCUGACGGUAAGGUGUUCAAGUAG
Bacidia gigantensis is the source of this 1269-nucleotide messenger RNA. RefSeq lists its product as uncharacterized. The record is from RefSeq and is a predicted model, not a curated record. Gene Ontology annotation, molecular function: translation elongation factor activity. NCBI's taxonomy places the organism in Eukaryota, Fungi, Ascomycota, Lecanoromycetes, Lecanorales, Ramalinaceae. The transcript is spliced from 4 exons. Bases 1 to 1269 code for a protein of 422 amino acids. Gene Ontology annotation, cellular component: cytoplasm; nucleus. Gene Ontology annotation, biological process: translational elongation.